AUGCCUCCAAAGAAGAAACGUACCCACAAGGCCAGGAAGGCAGAGCUGGUAUUCCUUGAGAAGCCGCGGGCAGGACCCAUCCAUAGCUAUGAAACUCCGCUGCCUUUGGCCCAGAAUCCCAGACGUGUGCCUACAAAACCUGUAGACCGGAGCACCUCUGCUGCCUGGGUGUGCCCACAAUUUGAAACAACUAAGCCAGUGGUGUUGAAAGCAUGCCAGAAGAAGCACCGUGGUCCUCACAAGCCCCAGAAUCAGGAUGCCAACCACAGUUUGCUUCACGCAGGAGGACCUUGUCGAAGAGCUGCAGCCUGCAAAUUUCCUCCUUUAACUUUCGAGAAUCCAGAAGGACGUGCAGGCCACCCCUUGGAUCAUCCAAAGCACUCAAGGAAGGACACACAGUGUUCUCACAGCCAGCUCAAGAAAGGGACAGCAGCAAAUGCCAAUAUCCAAGUGCAGGGUCCAGAGAACUGUAGAGAACCUGCUCUCCAGCCUGUGGAGCAAGAAGCUUUUAGUCUACCAGAUGCAGAGGCUCCACAGGUGCCUUCCCUAAGGAACUGGAGAUGCAGCAACACUCUGUCACAAAGUGGUGAUACCUGGCAUCCAGAAAAAGAGCUGGCAUUUGGUAUUGAUCCCUGUGGGAGAGGGAAGUCGGCAGCAGUGCUGGUUACAGAUACUCCCGAACACGAGUAUGGAGUAAAGGUCACUUGGAGACGGCGGCCUCACGUCAUGAAGUACCUGCGGGAGCGAGGGAAGCUGAGCGCUGCCGACAUCCUGGUGAAGGCAAACUUCGAGCUCUCGAAGAGACAGGCCAGCGCCUGA
Molecule: messenger RNA, 819 nt
Organism: Neopelma chrysocephalum (saffron-crested tyrant-manakin)
Lineage: Eukaryota; Metazoa; Chordata; Aves; Passeriformes; Pipridae
Gene: RHNO1
Product: RAD9-HUS1-RAD1 interacting nuclear orphan 1
Exons: 2
Coding region: 1-819 (272 amino acids)
Biological process (GO): recombinational repair; cellular response to ionizing radiation; DNA damage checkpoint signaling
Cellular component (GO): chromosome; nucleus
Source: RefSeq, a predicted model, not a curated record